Messenger RNA from Saccharomyces kudriavzevii IFO 1802, 2334 nucleotides. It is a transcript of the gene TOP1, whose product is annotated as DNA topoisomerase 1. Gene Ontology annotation, cellular component: nucleolus; chromosome. The coding region runs from base 1 to 2334 and encodes 777 amino acids. Gene Ontology annotation, biological process: DNA topological change; chromosome segregation; DNA replication. The transcript has a single exon. Gene Ontology annotation, molecular function: DNA topoisomerase type I (single strand cut, ATP-independent) activity; DNA binding. NCBI's taxonomy places the organism in Eukaryota, Fungi, Ascomycota, Saccharomycetes, Saccharomycetales, Saccharomycetaceae. The record is from RefSeq and is a predicted model, not a curated record.
AUGACUAUCCCCGAUGCCUCCAACAACAAUCAUGAAUUGUCUUCAGAUGGCGAUGACGAUGUCCCCCUAUCUCAAACUUUGAGGAAAAGAAAGAUAGAAUCCACAAACUCUGCUUCCUCCCAGAGCGAUGCGGAUCCUUAUGACAGUGAUGAGGCAAUCUCUAAAAUUUCCAUGAAGAAGACCAAAAAAAAGAUAAAAACUGAACCGUUGCCAUCGUUGCCAUCACCACUGCCUCAAAAAAGGAAAACUGCUACACCAAAACCCAAAAAGAUUAAGAAGGAAGAUGGCGAUGUCAAGGUAAAGACGACUAAAAGAGGAGGAGGAGAAAAAAAGAAAAAGAAAAAGAAGAAGCAGGAAAAAGAGGAAGAGGAAGAGGAAGAGGAAGACCAGACAGCAAAGGAUGAGGAGGAAGAAUAUAAAUGGUGGGAAAAGGAAAACGAGGACGACACCAUAAAAUGGGUCACGCUGAAACAUAACGGUGUCAUAUUUCCUCCACCAUAUCAACCCUUACCAUCUCACAUCAAAUUAUACUAUGAUGGGAAACCAGUAGACUUGCCUCCACAAGCUGAAGAGGUAGCCGGAUUCUUUGCUGCCUUAUUGGAAAGUGAUCACGCCAAGAAUCCCGUUUUCCAAAAGAACUUCUUCAACGAUUUCUUACAAGUUUUGAAAGAAAGUGGUGGCUCUCUCAAUGAUAUUGAAAUUAAAGAGUUUUCUAGUUGUGAUUUCAGCAAGAUGUUCGACUAUUUCCAAUUACAAAAGGAUCAGAAAAAGCAACUGACCUCUCAAGAAAAGAAACAGAUCCGUUUGGAAAGGGAGAAGUUCGAGGAAGAUUAUAAAUUUUGUGAGUUGGAUGGUAGAAAGGAACAGGUAGGGAAUUUCAAAGUAGAACCUCCUGAUUUGUUCAGGGGCCGUGGGGCUCACCCAAAAACCGGUAAAUUGAAAAGAAGAGUAAAUCCAGAAGAUAUCGUUUUGAACCUGAGUAAAGAUGCAGCUGUUCCGCCCGCUCCAGAGGGGCACAAAUGGGGCGAAAUCAGACACGACAACACUGUUCAAUGGCUAGCCAUGUGGAGAGAAAACAUUUUCAACUCAUUCAAAUAUGUCAGGUUGGCAGCAAACUCAUCAUUAAAGGGUCAAAGUGACUAUAAGAAAUUUGAAAAGGCAAGACAAUUAAAAUCUUAUAUCAAUGCUAUUAGAAGAGACUACACGAGAAAUUUGAAAAGCAAAGUUAUGCUAGAGCGCCAAAAAGCCGUUGCUAUUUAUUUGAUCGACGUCUUUGCCCUAAGAGCUGGUGGUGAAAAAUCCGACGAUGAGGCAGAUACGGUGGGUUGUUGUUCAUUAAGAUAUGAACACGUCACAUUGAAACCUCCAAAUACUGUCAUUUUUGAUUUCCUGGGUAAGGAUUCCAUUAGAUUUUAUCAGGAAGUGGAAGUGGAUAAGCAAGUUUUCAAAAAUCUGACAAUCUUCAAAAGACCGCCGAAGCAACCGGGUCACCAAUUGUUUGAUCGUUUGGACCCAUCUAUACUGAACAAGUAUCUUCAAAACUAUAUGCCAGGAUUGACUGCCAAAGUUUUCCGUACGUAUAAUGCUUCCAAAACCAUGCAAGAUCAAUUAGACUUAAUUCCGAACAGUGGUUCAGUCGCAGAGAAGUUACUGAAAUACAAUGCAGCCAAUAGAACCGUGGCUAUCUUAUGUAACCAUCAAAGGACAGUGACGAAGGGACACGCACAAACAGUGGAAAAAGCCAAUAACAGGAUACAAGAGUUGGAAUGGCAAAAGAUUCGUUGCAAGCGAGCCAUUUUACAAUUGGACAAGGAUCUCUUAAAGAAGGAACCAAAAUAUUUCGGAGAAAUCGGUGAUUUAACGAAAGAAGAUGAAGCCACCAUCCAUAAAAGAAUUAUUGACAGAGAAAUUGAAAAAUAUCAGCGUAAAUUUGUUAGAGAAAAUGAUAAGAGAAAAUUUGAAAAGGAAGAAUUGUUGCCUGAAAGCCAGUUGAAGGAAUGGCUAGAAAAAGUCGACGAAAAGAAAGAGGAAUUCGAAAAGGAGUUGGAAUCUGGUGAGGUUGAACUCAAGUCGGCUUGGAAUUCAGUGGAAAAAAUAAAGGCACAAGUAGAGAAAUUGGAACAACGUAUUCAAACAAGUUCCAUUCAAUUGAAGGAUAAAGAGGAGAACUCUCAGGUUUCUUUGGGUACCUCCAAAAUUAACUAUAUUGACCCUAGGCUCUCUGUAGUAUUUUGCAAAAAAUACGAUGUUCCCAUCGAAAAAAUUUUUACGAAGACUCUAAGGGAGAAGUUCAAAUGGGCCAUAGAAUCGGUAGAUGAAAAUUGGAGGUUUUAA